GCUGUUACAUUCCUGUCAAAUUUACUUAGAACUCGUGUUGUGUAAAAUUUUCUUACGCACAUACUAUAAAUUAUUGAUUGUAUUCAGAUUUCUGAAAUUUUUGGCUGCAUUUAACUUAAACAGAGCAAAAUGGCCUUAUCACCUGGCGUAAAGGAACGUUUAGAAGUAGUUUAUGACGUCGCAAAGACCUCGUUUCACUGGGGUUUCAUUCCGAUGGUUAUUUACUUAGGUUUCCGUAAAGGCGCUGAACCCGGCAUGCCACCACUAUCGCUACUGAGCUUGCUUUGGCAAUAAAUCACACUUUUGUAACUUUACGGGGGGAUUCGUAACUGGACACAUUAUGGUACCGAAGUGUUGUCGGUAUAUACUUUGUGCUUUAGUAUGUUUAAAAUAAAAUGAUAAAUUUGUUGAA
Molecule: messenger RNA, 412 nt
Organism: Bactrocera dorsalis (oriental fruit fly)
Lineage: Eukaryota; Metazoa; Arthropoda; Insecta; Diptera; Tephritidae
Gene: Tom7
Product: mitochondrial import receptor subunit TOM7 homolog
Exons: 2
Coding region: 130-294 (54 amino acids)
Biological process (GO): protein import into mitochondrial matrix
Cellular component (GO): mitochondrial outer membrane translocase complex
Source: RefSeq, a predicted model, not a curated record